GUAGAAAAUAUGUCGUUUUCAGGAAUGCUCUCUGAAGUUAAUGAAUUUCAAUUGGCAAGACUCACCCUGUUGAUAUCUUAUUUAAUGCUAGCGCUUCUCAGGCAUCCUCUCAUUGUUUCUGAAGUGCUGUGCUUGUGUUGUCGCCAAAAAAUAAUAUCAAUUCAGUUCAGAGAACUCUAACUGUGCAUUAAUUUUUUGUGCUUGGAUAUUUUAUUACAUCAUGAGAGAUUCCAAGAUCGAAUUGAGUUUUCCUUAUAGAGAUGUUCAAAUCAAGAGAGGAGUAGAUCCAAAAGAAGAAUACAACCUACAGGAAGAAUUAGGAAGAGGUAAAUUUGGUAUUGUUUACCGUUGCACAGAGAAAAAGUCCGGCCUUACCUUGGCUGCCAAGUUCAUAAACUGCCCGAAAAAGGAAGACAGGAGAAAUGUGGAAAGAGAAGUGGACAUAAUGAAAACCCUACAGCACCCCAGACUGAUCCAGAUGUAUGACGCUUAUGAAAACGGGAAGAUUAUGUGUGUUAUUUUAGAACUGAUUGAAGGCGGAGAAUUGUUCGAGAGAGUCAUAGAUGACGAUUUUGUCCUCACAGAAAAAAGUUGUACGAUUUUCAUGCGACAAAUAUGCGAGGGCGUGGAUUUUAUGCACAAACAAAGAAUUCUACAUUUAGAUAUGAAGCCGGAAAAUAUUCUCUGCCUAACCAAAACAGGAAACAGGGUGAAAAUUAUUGACUUCGGACUUGCUCGGAGGUUCGAUCCGGAAAAAAAACUUCAAGUAUUAUUUGGCACCCCUGAAUUUGUUGCCCCGGAAGUGGUUAACUAUGAUUCGAUUGGAUAUGGUACAGACAUGUGGUCUGUAGGUGUUAUAUGUUACGUAUUAUUAUCUGGUUUAUCUCCAUUUAUGGGCGCAAAUGAUCCUCAAACGAUGGCGAAUGUGACCAUAGCAAAAUACGACUUUGAUGAUGAAGCCUUCAAUGAAAUAUCCGAAACCGCCAAAGAUUUCAUCAGGAAACUGUUGGUCAAAGAUAUGACCGCUCGCAUGUCGGCCGAAGAAUGCCUAAAUCACGACUGGCUGAAGAGAAAGAAAAGGCCAGUGACACGUACGCCCUCCAUGGAAGUGACGAAAGAUAACCUCAAACUGUUCGUGGAACGAUGGAACGAACACCCUAACUCGCCGUAUAUUUUCGACAAACAGUCGCAGUUCAUUUCACCGGUAUGUUCUGGCGGACACAAACUAACAGAUUCACUUCAUUCGCUGGUAGGUCUGUCGCCGUCUCCCUGUGGUUCGCUAGCGUCAUCCACGGGACUGGACGAUUACGCGUUUAGCGACGUCCAACCGAUCGAUUUCGACAGGCGGAGGGCUUCAGAUAGCCACGGGGUGGUGACCCCGAGGGACAUAACCGAAAGGAUAAAUUUGGCAGAAGAAAUCAGGAAGCUGUCGGAUAAGUUGUACCAACUGUCGAAGAUACCUACGACGCUGAACAACGAUAAAUGUUCUCUGGGGGAACCCCCCAUUUCGCCCACUUCAAACGGGGAUCACCAACAAACGAAUGGAGUGCUCAAAAGUGUUCCAAUACAGAUUUUACACACGAAAUACGAGGAUAUCCCCAAGGGACCAGUGAACUGCGAUGUACCAUGGAGAAAGACUAAGUUUAAACUGAACCAAUUCAGUCGAGAUGUCCCUUUGGCAGUUAAGCACUUGAACGGUACCAAAACAUACAGCGCAACCGUUAAAUAUAACUCAGUUCAAAGAGCACAGACCGAUUCCACUCCGAAUACCACCAAAGACCUGCUGUUGACACUUCUGGAGCACUGGGAUGGACCUCAUGGGACCAAGAGGCAAAAUACAAGGCACAGUUCGAUAUCAUCAGAAUGGUCAGAGAGCGAGCAGAGUUUAGGUCAAAAGACUAUUAGUUCUCUAAAUAAUUUUUUCCAGUCCAGAGCGGCGUCUAAGAAAAUAACUCCCUUCCAUCAGUUCGAAAAUUGAAUCAAAGACA
Coccinella septempunctata (seven-spotted ladybird) is the source of this 1988-nucleotide messenger RNA. RefSeq names its product myosin light chain kinase, smooth muscle. The transcript has 7 exons. The coding region runs from base 221 to 1978 and encodes 585 amino acids. Gene Ontology annotation, biological process: positive regulation of apoptotic process; protein phosphorylation; intracellular signal transduction. Gene Ontology annotation, molecular function: ATP binding; protein serine/threonine kinase activity. The record is from RefSeq and is a predicted model, not a curated record. Gene Ontology annotation, cellular component: nucleus. NCBI's taxonomy places the organism in Eukaryota, Metazoa, Arthropoda, Insecta, Coleoptera, Coccinellidae.